Molecule: messenger RNA, 1320 nt
Organism: Condylura cristata (star-nosed mole)
Lineage: Eukaryota; Metazoa; Chordata; Mammalia; Eulipotyphla; Talpidae
Gene: ANXA9
Product: annexin A9
Exons: 8
Coding region: 43-747 (234 amino acids)
Cellular component (GO): cytoplasm
Molecular function (GO): calcium ion binding; calcium-dependent phospholipid binding
Source: RefSeq, a predicted model, not a curated record
GUGCCACCCGCAUCUCGCCCCGGCCCUCUGGAACAGCGCACCAUGUCGGCAGGCAGCAGCGAGACAGGAGCGCCCCUGACCCAGGAGCUCCUCAGCCACCUGGGCCUGGCGAGCAAGGCGGCAGCCUGGGGCACCCUCGGCACCCUGAGGACCUUCCUGAGCUUCAGUGUGGACAAGGACGUGCAGAGGCUGCUGAGCGCCAUCGCCGGCCAGGCUGUGGACCACCGGGCCGUCCUGGACGUGCUGACCAACCGGAGCCGCGAGCAGAGGCAGCUCAUCGCCCGCAACUUCCGGGAGCGCACCCGGCAGGACCUGCUGGCCUCCCUGCGCGCUGCCCUCUCCGGCACCCUGGAGUGGACGGCGGUGGCCCUGCUGCAGCCCGCAGCCCAGCAGGAUGCCCAGGAGCUGCGGAGGAGCCUGCAGGGAGACAGCCGGGGAGACGGCCGGGGUCUGCUGGCCCUGGGGUCCCUCCGGGCCGGGGACAGCGCCAGCUAUCACAGUGGCUUCACCGUGCUGAGAGGUGCGACCCCCACCGCUCCCCACCUGUCUCCUCCUCCACAGGAACCUGAGCCCAAUUCCCAGGUCCUGGCGCGCGUCCUCAUCUCCCGGAGCGAGACUGACCUUCUGAGCAUCCGAGCUGAGUUCAGGAAGAAGUUUGGGAAGUCCCUCUACUCUUCUCUGCAGGAGGCGGUGCUAGGGGACUGCCAGGCUGCCCUGCUCACUCUGUGCAGGGGCGAAGACAUUUGAGCCCUCCCUGCCCCACCCCCAGAGGACACGCAGGACGCAGGACGCAGGACGCCAUGAGCUUGUCUUGGAGCAUGAGACCAGCUGGCUUCCCCCAGCUUCCCCCGGGGGUGACCGGUUCGAGCGGCACUUGCUGGGGUUUCCCAAGGUUGGGACCCCGUUUCCCUCCCCCUCAGUCACGUCUGCACCAGCCCACCAGCUCUGUCCUGGGGGUGGGGUGAGGGGUCCAUGGUUCUGCCCUAUGCGUCCUUCCUGUACCCUGGCCGGAACAUCUCUCUGAUCCUUGACUUUUUUGGCCACUUCCGCUGCUGUUUGUGUUCCCUGAUUGACGUCUGGGCGGAGCGGAAGCGGCAGGUGCCUCUGAUGGCACCUGGGUUUCCAAGGGGAAUCCUGUUUGGAGCUCCGGUGCCAGUUAUCCGCAUCCCCUCCCCCACCGAACCCCCUCUCACCCUCACUGGUCUCUCUUCCCCCAAACAAUUGAGAGACCAGCACCAGCUUGAGGUCAGAGAUGGUGGCCGAGGGCCAUCUGUGUAAACCAGGAACCAGGCAGAGGGUCAAGCUGCAAGACCCCUCAGU